UGGUAGCCAUCCCUUUAAAACCACCUUAAAUUCCCUUCUAUUCUCUUCCACCACCACCUCAUAAUAUCUUAUCAAACUUAUCUCAUCAGCCAGCCAUGGUUUGCCCUUGUGAUUGGCCGGAGCCCAUAGUCCGAGUACAGUCGUUGUCCGAAAGCGGUAAACCGAUAAUUCCCGACCGAUACAUCAAGCCGCCACUAGACCGCCCUUCGCUUGACACUAAUCCACUCGACAUAAACAUACCUUUGAUCGACCUAGCAGGCCUCAACAACGGUGAUCUCACGGUUCGUGAAGCGACGUUGAAGGAGAUAUCCGUCGCAUGUCGCGAGUGGGGAUUUUUCCAGGUGAUUAAUCAUGGGUUGAGGCCGGAAUUAGUUGAUGGAGCUAGGGAGAUAUGGCGAGAGUUUUUUCAUGAGUCUAUGGAAGUGAAGCAAAAGUAUGCUAAUUCACCGAAAACGUAUGAAGGUUAUGGAAGCAGAUUAGGGCUUCAAAAGGGUGCUAUACUUGAUUGGAGUGAUUAUUAUUUUCUUCACUAUCUUCCUUCUUCGCUAAAGGAUCACAAUAAAUGGCCUGACAAACCAACUUCUUUGAGAGAAGUUGUGGAAGAAUACUCCAAAGAAAUAGUACGUUUGGGUAGGGAUUUGCUAGAGGUAUUUUCCAUAAAUCUAGGAUUAAAAGAUGAUUAUCUUCAAAACAAGUUUGGUGGAGAUGAUAUUGGUGCUUGUUUGAGAGUCAACUUUUAUCCUAAAUGCCCACAACCUGACUUAACCCUAGGCCUUUCAUCGCAUUCUGAUCCCGGUGGCAUGACCUUUCUCCUCCCUGAUGAAGAUGUUAGCGGCCUUCAAGUCCGACGAAACGAACAAUGGAUCACAGUUAAACCGGCUCGCCACGCAAUCAUAGUAAAUAUUGGGGAUCAACUUCAGGUUUUAAGCAACGCUAUAUACAAAAGUGUAGAACACAGGGUGAUAGUGAAUCCAGACAAAGAGCGAGUGUCGUUGGCGUAUUUCUAUAAUCCGAAGAGCGAUUUGCUUAUUCAUCCGGCACCGGAGUUGGUAACACCGGAGACACCGGCUCUCUACCCCUCUAUGACUUUUGAUGAAUACAGACUUUUUAUACGGACUAGAGGCCCGCAAGGAAAAUCCCAAGUAGAGUCUUUAAAAUCACCAAAAUGACCAUGUAUGUUAUCUAGAUACGUAUAUAUGUAUGUGUAUAUGAUACUAAUCAUGUGCAGUUAUCACUUUCUUGUAACUACCUAUACAUAAAGAAUGAUUCAGAUCUUGUUAUGUCAUA
This is a messenger RNA of Helianthus annuus (common sunflower), 1287 nucleotides long. RefSeq names its product probable 2-oxoglutarate-dependent dioxygenase At3g111800. The record is from RefSeq and is a predicted model, not a curated record. The coding region runs from base 96 to 1169 and encodes 357 amino acids. The transcript has 3 exons. Lineage: Eukaryota; Viridiplantae; Streptophyta; Magnoliopsida; Asterales; Asteraceae.